GGAACAUGCCGAUUAUGGUGAAGGAUUUCACCUGGCAGCAGACGGAGAAGGAGAUUUAUAUAUCCGUACCGGUAAAGGGAGCCAAGGCGUGCCAGAGCAAUGUGCUGUGUACCGAGGACUACAUCAAGGUGAAUUUUCCUCCAUUCUUGUUUGAAUUAUUUCCACUGUUGCCUAUUGAUGUUGACAAAAGUAGUGCAAAGAUUGGCAAUGGAGUCAUCCUCUUUACCCUACAUAAGCAGGAGCCAUCUAUUUGGGACACCCUGUCUAAUGCUAAUAUGGAUAAGGAUGCAAUGCAGAAAGUCAGAGAGAAAGCUAUUGCUAGAGUGCAGGAGAAAGCUAAAGAAGAUGCAGAGGCUAGAGCGAUACGUAAGAGAGAAAACGAGAAGUACUCUCUGGAGGUCAUGAUGAAGAUUGACGAAGAAGAAAGAAAACGAAUAGAAACUAUUAAAGAAGAAGAAAGGUGGAAAGCGAGUGAAGAGCUGGAAAGGUUUAAAGAACAAAGAACAGAAGAAGAGCAGAGGAAAAUCCAGAAGGAGCAGCAGAGGAGAGAGGAAGAGAAGAGAAAAAAUGCUAUAAACAAAUCCAAAAAUGCUAAUAAUCAAAAACCCCAUCUACAAGCAUCUGAAAAACCUGCCAGUGAAAAGAUUUUGCCUCCCACCAGGAAAUGCUGCAGUAUACAAAUUCAGUUUACCCCCCGUGUUUUCCCUACAGCUGUCAGGGAAUCUCGUCUGGCAGAAGAGGAAGAGUGGUUGCAGAAGCAGGCAGCAGCGCGCAGAGCUAUUAUCACUGAGAGCCUUGAGAUUCAAGACUUAAAGGAAGAAGAAAAAAACCCUGAAUGGUUGAAGGAUAAAGCCAAUAAACUCUUUGCUGUCGGUGACUAUCUUGCAGCUGUGGACGCUUUGAACCUGGGGAUACGAAUAAAUGACAAGAUCCCAGGACUGUACCUUAAUCGAUCAGCCUGCCAUCUUAAAUUAAGGAAUCUUCAUAAAACCAUUGAUGAUGCCUCCAAGGCUCUGGAACUGCUGACACCGCCUGUUCCAGACAAUGCUGCUGCCAGACUUAAGGCUUAUGUGAGGCGUGGAACUGCCUUUUGUGAGUUAGAACUCUACGUGCAAGGUCUAGAAGACUAUGAAGCUGCCCUUAAGAUUGACCCUGCCAACCCCACUCUGAAAUCUGAUGCUCAAAAGAUUCGAUGCGUUAUCCAAGGCUCCAUUUCAGACUAG
Molecule: messenger RNA, 1223 nt
Organism: Staurois parvus
Lineage: Eukaryota; Metazoa; Chordata; Amphibia; Anura; Ranidae
Source: the annotation of a GenBank genome assembly